Molecule: messenger RNA, 1368 nt
Organism: Aspergillus versicolor CBS 583.65
Lineage: Eukaryota; Fungi; Ascomycota; Eurotiomycetes; Eurotiales; Aspergillaceae
Product: DUF895 domain membrane protein
Exons: 4
Coding region: 1-1368 (455 amino acids)
Source: RefSeq, a predicted model, not a curated record
AUGACAGGGGACAAAGAUAUCAGCACCGACGAAGAAGUCGCCAAUGACUCUGUCACCACCAAGCACCCAGUAAAAUGGUAUCGCUCGACCUUCUACAAUGCCCUCAUCCUGGGAAUGUGCAACUUCCUCGCCCCCGGCAUUUGGGGCGCCAUGAACUCUCUCGGUGGCGGCGGUGCAUCGAAGCCCUAUCUUGUCAACACCGCGAAUGCACUUACCUUCUGCCUCAUGGUGUUGUCGUGCUUUUUCGGCAGUGUCCUUGUCAAGUUCAUCGGCAUCAAAUGGACUCUUAUUGUCGGGACAAUGGGCUACGCGCCAUACGCAGCCGGGAUCUACACCCAGGUGCGGUAUGACAGCGACUGGCUGACUCUCUUUGGGGCUGCGUUGUGCGGUCUCUCAGCCGGAGUUUUCUGGAUGGCAGAGUCUGCAAUUGCUCUCGCAUACCCAGAACCACACAAUCAAGGCAAAUUCCUAGGCUUCUGGCUCAGUUUCCGCGUCCUCGGCCAGAUCGUCGGCGGUGCAAUCAAUAUCGGCGUGAACAUCGAUCGAUCAACCGCAGGUAGCGUCUCAUACGUGGUCUACUACAUCUUCAUCACCCUCCAAGCCCUAGGUGCAUUCUGCGGAUUACUCCUGACAAGCCCAGGGAAGGUGCAGAGAACCGACGGAAUCCCGGUGAAACUUCACAUUGCCAACGACGUCUGGUUCGAGAUCAAAGCCAUGUCCAAGCUGCUGGUCAGCAAGAACUUUCUCCUGAUUACGCCGCUGAUCUGGCAAGCGACGUUUAGCGAGGCCGUGAUGUUCACGUAUAACUCGCUGUGGUUCUCGGUGCGGGCGCGCGCGCUGGGCUCGUUCGUUUCUGGGAUUAUGGCUAUUAUAUCGGGGAAUUUGCUCGGUGCGUUUCUGGAUAGUAAAGUCUCGCUGAAGAUGCGCAGUCGUGCGGGAUUUGCUAUUGUGCUUGGACUGCAGGGUGCGUGGUGGUUGUGGGGGACUAUUGUUGUUACGGACUUUAAUAAGAAACAGCCAACGUUCGACUGGGUUGAUCCUGGGUUCGGGAGGGGGUUUCCUCUUUAUUUGUUCUGGGUUGUUGGGUUUCAGCUGAACUAUAUGUUUUUGUACUUUGUUGUUGGCAAUCUGGCUACGAACGAGGAAGAGGUUGUGCGCAUCGCAGGGCUGUUGAGAGGGAUGGAGUCUGCAUCCCAGGCUGUGUCGUAUGGCUUGAGCAGUGUCUCUGUUAUGGCGUCUGUUGGGAGUAUAUACUUGAACUUUGGCCUGUGGGCGAUUGCCCUAUUCCCUGCCUGGUUGGUUAUCAAGGAGAUAGGGGUAUCACUCGGCGACAAGAAGGUAGAGAGGGAGGCACAGAAUGUGCAAUAA